Messenger RNA from Patella vulgata (common limpet), 2715 nucleotides. RefSeq names its product von Hippel-Lindau disease tumor suppressor. The transcript is spliced from 2 exons. The record is from RefSeq and is a predicted model, not a curated record. Bases 92 to 562 code for a protein of 156 amino acids. Lineage: Eukaryota; Metazoa; Mollusca; Gastropoda; Patellidae.
CCGUUAGUUUUUAGUCUAGACUCAUUUUGACAGCUGAACUAACUAGUAAUUUACUGAAACGUUUGGGCCUAGCAUUUGACAAAAUUAAGAAAUGACCAAUUGUACAGAGAAUACCGUGGUUAAAGUGUGCUCACAGAAUUCUGAUAUUCCAUCAUAUAUUACCUUUAAAAAUGUCACGUCAAGAAAAAUGGACGUUUAUUGGGUUGAUUUUAAAGGAAAAUAUGUGAAGUACUUGAAGAAUUUCAGUCCUGGAAAUGUCCAUCACAUAAAUACAUUUGUUACACACCCGUGGAUAGCUAGAGACUCUGUGACAAAUGAUGCUCUUAUGUUUAAUGGCAAAAGUAUUUUUUAUCCAUCGGCAUGGAAUGGGGAGCAAUCAAGAAAUGAAAUAAGGAUACAUGUUCCAGUGUUUAAUCUGAAGAAUAGAUGUAUACAAGUGCUGAAGGAUUAUCUUGCCAAGAAUGACAUCCCAUCGUUAGAAAUUCCUCAUACACUUAUUGAGGAAAUGUGUAUGAGAUCAAACAUGACUUUCAGAGAGUACGAAAGAAUUAUAAUUGAUUAGCUAUCAGUGUUAUACUCAGAGACUUAAAAGUGAAAAUUCAACUACCACCCAGUAAACCUACAAGAUUAUGUCAUCAUAUUGGCAUGGGAACACUAUCUAUAUGUGUAUAAAAACUCUGAAGUAACAAUACAUGUAGACAGCUCAUCAGUAUUACUAUUAAAGGUUGCAAUUUUUUACUUUGCAUCAAAAUGGACACUGUGGUAUUACAACUGAAAAAAAGCUAUUGGACUUACACAUAGUGUUUAAAUCCACUCCGUCUAUCUUUAAGCAGCUUGUGGUAAUUCAAACAUGGUUGGUCCUUUCUCUUUCAUCAAGUCAAAAUUGAUCAACCAUUCUAUGGAAAUGACUAUUCCACAAGUAAUUUUAAUUAUAUCUAAUGCCAUUGCUGUUCAUUGGGUAGUAGGACUAUAAACCACACUGCAUUUAUUGUUCAGUGCAUUUAAUGCCACUUAUUUUAUAAGUGUGGUGUUGAAUUUGACCUUUGACCCCACAUGUGGGACCACCAUUUAUUGAAUUGUUUUGAAGUGCUCAGAAGUAAACAUUGUAAGUUACAGAAUUUCAGAUUGUUUUCAUGUUAAGUUUGGUUUUCUGUACGCACAAAAUUAUCAAGUUGUUUGAUCAUUGUUUUCUUUGGGAUGUGGUCAUAGGCUCUAAAAAAAAAAACGUCUAAAAUUCACUAUGGUCAAAACGGCCAUAAUUUGUUUGAAACGGCCAAAUCUUUAGUCAAAAUGGCCAAAUAUAUUAAUGCAUAACAAAAACAAUAUAUUAUGAUAAAUUUAUAAAAGGAAAAUGGAUAAAAAGCAGACUGAUUCUCAUUCAUUUGAUUAAGGGCCUUUAUGUUCAUAACCCUUCUCUUUGUUCAUAACCCUUCUCUUUGUUGUUCACAAUGUCAUAUGUAGGGCAUAUACUUACCCGUCCAAAAGUUAGUCACUGGUUUAGGACGAAAUCCUAUGGUCUAUAUCUAUACAUGUAUAUUACGCAAAGUCUUACGCAAGACCAUUAAGCAACUUAUAAUACAUACACGAGUCAAAUAUUUCAUCUACAUGUACAAUAGUAUAAAUAAUGUACGAUUGGGAUGUUGCUCAUACCAUUAUUUGAAAUAAUGGUUAGCCAACAUCAAAGGAUAAUGCCACAUUGGUAUUUUAAGGAAGUAUAUGAUAGCCUUCCAGUAUUAAUUUUGCUUUCUUACAAUCUUCUGUUAACAUCAACAUGCAAGUUGGCUGUAACCGGCUAUAAUUUAAUCUUAUAUAUUUAGUCCAAAUUUCUUCCGUAUUUCUUCAAUAUCAAAUUUACCUGGGUUACGGGGGUUGGAUGGCCGAAUGGUUAGCACGUGCGUGCUGCGCUGUAUCAUACGGUCUGUCAUUGAGUCAAAUAGCGGGGUUUCGAUUCCCCGGUUGUACGUGACAAGGAGUAGGGUCGCCUGUCCAACCUUGUGGGUUUUCUCCGGGUCCUCUGGUUUCCUCCCACUGCUAAAAGACCCCUACGCGCAAGCGAAUUAUUGAAAUAAAAUUGAACCAUGUGUUAGUCCCGAAAUGACCUAGUUUGUGUCGAGUGGACGUUAAACCCCAUUUAAAAAAAAAAAAAAUUCCCGGGUCACAGCGAUAAUUGGCACUGACCAACCAUAAAGCCUUUGUAAAUAUUCUCUGCACGGACACUAGUUUCUGGUGACCUCAAGAAUCUGAAUGAAUUGUUUGAUAGACAGCUAUCAGUCAAGAAAGAUAAUGUUGUUGUACAUAAAUAUUGUAAAUAAAAGGGAAACUAGGAGUUGCAACUCGGAGCAGUAGGAUGUUUGUUAAACCCCAUUUCAUUUCAAAUCGAUUUACUUUUACUUUAAAAGGUGAAAUUAGAUAAAUAGUUAUUUGUACUAUUACAUAAGAGGGGAGUGGCAACUUAAAGUAUAUUUCUAAGAAAAAUUUUUAGGUGGGUACUUGUAGGUCAUUUUUAGGUGAAUAUGGUAUGUACAUUGCUGGAAGCAAAUCUGCUAACUAAUGUGUUUGUUUCAAUCCUUUUUUAAAAGGAACACAUUGAAAUAUUUCAAUACUAACACUAUUAUAUUUACUAUGGCUACAUGUAUAUCUCUUCAAUUAAAUAUUCUAUUACUGUAUAUUUUUUGAUAUCAUAAUCAAACAUGUAAUAAAAUUUAUAUUCAUUUA